Molecule: messenger RNA, 912 nt
Organism: Prunus dulcis (almond)
Lineage: Eukaryota; Viridiplantae; Streptophyta; Magnoliopsida; Rosales; Rosaceae
Product: (-)-germacrene D synthase-like
Exons: 4
Coding region: 1-912 (303 amino acids)
Molecular function (GO): terpene synthase activity
Source: RefSeq, a predicted model, not a curated record
AUGUCGGCAAACUGUACCUCUAGCUUUGUACUAUAUCCCUCCCCUUGUCCUAGCUUACCUCUACCACCCAACCUUCAAUGUUUCUAUAAACCAAAAAGAAAACAAUCCGUAUCGCCUAUCCAAGCUGGUCCAGCAGUAGUUCAAUCACAAAAUGCCAAGCCUGAAAUUGAUCGGCGGCGAACGGCAAAUUUUCACCCAAGCAUUUGGGGAGAUCGGUUCAUCAACUACGAUUAUUCUGAACACAAGAUAACUCAUGCCCAUUACCAGAAGCAGGUUGACGAACUGAAAGAAAUAGUGAGGAGGGAUGUGUUUACAAAUCUUAAAGCUGGAGGUGAUGAUUUUGCACAUAAGCUCGAGUUAAUUGAUGCAAUCCAGCGUCUUGGCGUGGCAUACCAUUUUGAAAGAGAGAUCGAAGAAGCACUGGAACGCAUACAUGGUACAACCUGUCAUGACCAUUAUGAUGGUGAUCUGCACAGUGUUGCUCUUGGCUUUCGGCUACUAAGGCAGCAUGGAUAUAAUGUUUCAUGUGUUAAUCACAACUCGAUUGAAACUCUCAUUGGCUCCAACUACACCAAAUGGAGGGAAGAUGUGGAAAUUUCUCUAGGUCUGCUGGACUAUGAGAUGGCUAUUGAAGUAGAUGCUCCUGCAGUACCUGAUGCAGAUGCAUCUGGUGGAGCAAAAGCAAAAUAUGCCAAAUGGGUUAAGGCAAACAAAAUGGCUAUUCUAAUCAUGAGAAUGUCAAUUUCACCAUCUGUCAAGGGAAGCAUUACAUCAUGUGAUAAUGCCAAGAAGUUUAUUGAUUCUAUUGGGGAGAAGUUUCAGGAAUCAGAAAAGGCUGAGAUUGGAACUCUAAUGGGACAGCUUACUGAUACAAAAUACAAUGGGGAAAGAUGUUACUUUCAAGCAUCUUAG